AAAUGCAAAGCUAGACUGAACAAGGGAAGUGACAGGAAAUGGAGCUGGGGAGACAAAAAUCUGGAUAACAACAAAAGAAUUUCAACAGUUAAAAAAUGAGUCAAACAUCUCUCAAACAGAAAAAGAAUGAGCCCGGAAUGAGGUCCUCAAAAGAGAGUCUAGAAGCAGAAAAAAGAAAGGAAUCUGACAAACAAGGAGUUCGUCUGAGCAAUCAGAUGAGGCGUGCAGUCAAUCCGAAUCACUCGCUGAGAUGUUGCCCCUUCCGGGGUCACUCGUCGUGUAGACGCUGCCUUUGUGCAGCUGAGGGAACAGCCCUUGGCCCCUGCCGCACAAUACGUAUUUAUAUUCACAUGUGCCUGUUGUGGGAGCAGGGCCAGCAGAUCACCAUGAUGAGGGGAUCACAAGAAUCAUCACUGCGCAAGACAGACUCUCGAGGGUACCUUGUGCGCAGUCAAUGGUCUAGAACAUCCCGCAGCCCAUCCACCAAGGCUCCAUCCAUAGAUGAGCCUAGAAGCAGGAAUACCAGUGCUAAGGUAGAGCCCAAACCCAAGAACGCCAUCACCAUUGCUCUCUCAUCCUGCGCGCUCUUCAACAUGGUGGACGGCAGGAAAAUCUACGAGGAAGAGGGUCUGGAAAAGUACAUGGAGUAUCAGCUCACCAAUGAGAAUGUCAUCCUGACCCCAGGUCCGGCGUUCCGCUUCGUCAAGGCACUACAGUAUGUCAAUGCUAGACUCCGUGAUCUAUAUCCUGAUGAACAGGACUUAUUUGAUAUUGUACUGAUGACUAAUAACCAUGCCCAAGUGGGAGUGCGGCUUAUAAACAGCGUCAAUCACUAUGGCUUACUGAUUGACCGCUUCUGUCUGACCGGCGGAAAAAACCCAAUUGGCUAUUUGAAGGCAUAUCUUACCAACUUGUAUAUUGCUGCAGAUUCUGAAAAAGUUCAAGAGGCAAUACAAGAAGGUAUUGCCUCUGCCACAAUGUUUGAUGGAGCCAAAGACAUGGCUUACUGUGACACCCAGCUCCGUGUAGCCUUUGAUGGGGAUGCUGUCCUCUUCUCUGAUGAGUCUGAACAUUUUACCAAGGAGCAUGGGUUGGACAAAUUCUUCCAGUAUGAUACAUUAUGUGAAAGUAAGCCUCUUGCUCAGGGUCCCCUGAAAGGCUUUCUGGAAGAUUUAGGCAGACUGCAAAAGAAGUUCUAUGCCAAAAAUGAACGGUUACUUUGUCCUAUCAGGACCUACCUGGUUACAGCUAGGAGUGCAGCCAGUUCAGGCGCCCGUGUGCUGAAGACCCUUCGACGCUGGGGUCUAGAGAUAGACGAAGCUCUUUUCCUUGCUGGAGCCCCCAAAAGUCCCAUCUUGGUGAAGAUCCGGCCCCAUAUCUUCUUUGAUGACCACAUGUUCCACAUUGAAGGGGCACAGAAGAAGAGCCUAGGCUGGAUGUCUUGAUCAAUAAUGCAGGGAUCUUCCAGUGCCCUUACAUGAAGACUGAAGAUGGGUUUGAGAUGCAGUUUGGAGUGAACCAUCUGGGGCACUUUCUACUCACCAAUCUUCUCCUUGGACUCCUCAAAAGUUCAGCUCCCAGCAGGAUUGUGGUAGUUUCUUCCAAACUUUAUAAAUAUGGAGACAUCAACUUUGAUGACUUGAACAGUGAACAAAGCUAUAAUAAAAGCUUUUGUUAUAGCCGGAGCAAACUGGCUAACAUUCUUUUUACCAGGGAACUAGCCCGCCGCUUAGAAGGCACAAAUGUCACCGUCAAUGUGUUGCAUCCUGGUAUUGUACGGACAAAUCUGGGGAGGCACAUACACAUUCCACUGUUGGUCAGACCACUCUUCAAUUUGGUGUCAUGGGCUUUUUUCAAAACUCCAGUAGAAGGUGCCCAGACUUCCAUUUAUUUGGCCUCUUCACCUGAAGUAGAAGGAGUGUCAGGAAGAUACUUUGGGGAUUGUAAAGAGGAAGAAUUAUUGCCCAAAGCUUUGGAUGAAUCUGUUGCAAGAAAACUCUGGGAUAUCAGUGAAGUGAUGGUUGGCCUGCUAAAAUAGGAACAAGGAGUAAAAGAGCUGUUUAUAAAACUGCAUAUCAGUUAUAUCUGUGAUCAGGAAUGGUGUGGCUUGAGAACUUGUUACUUGAAGAAAAAGAAUUUUGAUGUUGCAGUAGCACUGCUAAGAGGUACAUGUGGAUAUUUUGGAGUUACUGAAAAAUUAUUUUUGGGAUAAGAGAAUUUCAGCAAAGAUGUUUUAAAUAUAUAUAGUAAGUAUAAUGAAUAAUAAGCACAAUGAAAAAUACAAUUAUAUUGUAAAAUUAUAACUGGGCAAGAAUGGAUGACAUAUUAAUAUUUGUCAGGAUUAAGUGACUUAAAGUGCUAUCAAGAGGUUUUUCAAGUAUUUUUGAGUUUCAUGGCCAAAGUGUUAACUAUUUUUACUAUGAUGUUUGGUGUUUGUGUGGAAAUAAUCUGCCUGGUAUGUGCACACAAGUCUUACUUGGAAUAAAUUUACUGAUACAAA
Mandrillus leucophaeus (drill) is the source of this 2500-nucleotide messenger RNA. RefSeq names its product cytosolic 5'-nucleotidase 1B-like. The record is from RefSeq and is a predicted model, not a curated record. Gene Ontology annotation, molecular function: nucleotide binding; magnesium ion binding; 5'-nucleotidase activity. Gene Ontology annotation, cellular component: cytoplasm; cytosol. The coding region runs from base 96 to 1445 and encodes 449 amino acids. Lineage: Eukaryota; Metazoa; Chordata; Mammalia; Primates; Cercopithecidae. Gene Ontology annotation, biological process: adenosine metabolic process; nucleotide metabolic process. The transcript is spliced from 10 exons.